GAAAAAUUCUCCGGCAAAGGCCGCUUUACGUAGUUCUUUCGAUGUUUUGAAAUAGUCUUCGUCGGUUGAGGAGGACCUAUUGCCAGCCGUAAGGAUUUCGAAGAAACGAAAAAAACAAAAUGGCGACUGGGAAGCACGUAACAGACGCGUACGCGGAACGGAACCCGUUUUGGCACACCGCCGAGGACGUGACCAAACAGCACGAGAAACUCAACGACUGGUCAUGUGUGGCCGGCAAGCCGAUGCGGGGCUUCCCCGACCUGAUCGGGGCAAGUUUACCCGGUUACCGGUACGGGAUGACCACCGCCGUCCGGCCGUUGAUGAUUAUCAAGCCCUGUGCCUGUCCGGGCGGGAUUCUGCAACCGCCGGAAGAGUUCAAGUACGGGGUGCGCGACACGGAUGGGCUGUGGCAUGUGCCGGCGGACAAGAAGUUUGCGGGGUUCUACUCGAGCGAUCAGCUGGUCGACGGAAACUCUAGCAGCUCGUGUGGAUCAUCGUCUCGACGUGUUGGGAGCAAGAAAAUCAAAAGCGGAGCGCGAAUCCUUCUGCCGAUGAAAGGGAAAUCACACCUAGUGCAGGCGUGGCAAGUUCGGCCGGGCUUAACUGUGAUAGGGCAGCCGGCACCUCCAGAGGCGGACAACUUUUGCUAUUCUGACGACGUAACAAGGACAUCAGUCGCAGCGGGAAAGGAAAAAACCACCCAAGUAGAAGAACAAGAAUCGGCGUGGUUUGGGCAAAGGUGGCUCUCGAAUCUAAUAUGGCAGCUGCGUAGUGGUUCUUCACGUAGCACGCAGCCAACAUCAACUUCAAUCGCAGUUGCAGCAACGCAAGACGCUACUGACACCGGUCCUUCAUCGAAGCCUAUAACUGCUUGCAAAAAAAGCAACUUCUUCUCCGCUUCCCUCGGAACCGAGCCGUACGCAGCGGACUUUGGCUGCGUCGACGGCCCCAGCACGCGCGGGGACGACCCGGGCAAACGACAGGGCCAGUUUUGGACCACGGUCGUCCAGGAGACGGACUGCCCGUGCGACACGGAGUUUUCCAUGAUCGUCAACAACGUGAAACGGCCGCAGGUCGACGUGGUGUUGAACCCGACGACCAUGCAAACGGUGCGGCAGAUUCUCAAACUCGACUACCCGCUGGAAGAAAUUCCGGAGAAUUACCUCGCGGUGCAUCAAUUUCUCGACACCAAACGCAGACUGGGAACCCUGCAACCUUACUUUCAGCCGCAGGGCCACACGUGGGUGUUUCACGGCUGGGGCGGGGCGGGGGACAUGAGCGGGGACCCGAUGACGAUGAAUUUCGGCUACGCGGGAAGUACGGACCUGAACGAUGGCCGGCCCCUGUCGCAAACGCGCAUGGACAUCGCCAGCGGAGCGGUGAAUUUUUCCAGCGGCUUUUACUAGUGGACACAAAAAGAAUUUUCUUCCUUGUAUGAUCGAUGGCUGAAGACAGUACUCCUUGUUGUAAUCUUCUGAGGGAGGUUUUUUCAAAUUCAAAUGAACGUAGCUAACUUAGAAGAUAGAAGCACCAGACUCGCAGCUCCCAGUCGGAACGCAUAAUAAGGCAAGACAU
This is a messenger RNA of Amoebophrya sp. A120, 1575 nucleotides long. NCBI's taxonomy places the organism in Eukaryota, Dinophyceae, Syndiniales, Amoebophryaceae. The record is from the annotation of a GenBank genome assembly.